AUGGGUCUCGGUAUCUUGUCAGAUUCUCACCUGGGGGAGAACGUCCCAGGAACCUCAUUACUCGAUGACUUGCACAGUCGCAGUGCCCGACACAUUGAUCCUUCCGACCCAAACGUGAAACGUGGCAAGGACGGAAUUAUCCUUGUUCCACAACCUUCUGAUUCCCCGAAUGAUCCAUUAAACUGGCCGUUAUGGCGCAAAGCAAUGCUUAUGGUCACGGUGACAUAUGGUGCUGGUGUUGUGGGUGCUUUUGGACCGAUCCUUGGAGCAGGGCUUGUCCAAGUUGCUCAAGCCCUAAACACGACUAACGAUGAGCUAUCAAAGAUCACGGGAGAUACAGUUCUCGCAAUCGGACUGGUUCUGAUUCUGACUGCACCUGCCAGUGUCAUAUGGGGGCGAAGACCUUUAUUCUUACUUGGGAAUGCCUUCUUACUAGCAAGUGCAAUCUGGAGUGCUCUGGCACAGGACCUAGGAAGCUUGACGGCGAGCCGUGUCAUCGGUGGAAUGGGUAUGGCUCCAAUCGAAUGUCUUGUGGAAGCAACCAUCUCUGAUAUUUUUUUCGUCCAUGAGAGAGGGAAGUGGAUUGCUGUUUGGAGCUUCGCUCUUCUUGGUGGUAUUUGCGGAGUGUACAUUGUAAACGGAUACCUUAUACAAGAUGUAUCGUGGCGGACAUGUUUUGUCAUUGAAGCUGCACUGUGCGGCGUUCUGCUCAUUCUUACAUCCUUAUUUGUUCCAGAAACAGCAUACGUCCGUCGCUCUCGUGGUGAAGUGGUCCCAGUCGAUGAGGUAAGCUCUAGUAAGAAAGUGGAGGGAGCGGAGCCGGAAGGCAUUGCGAAGAAGACUUCCUCCGAAAUGAACUAUGGCAAUGUUCACGAAGUACCCGAUGCUGUUGAUGACGUCGAAAGAAUACCAAGCAAAGAAACACCAAAGACAUUUUUGCAACUGAUGAAGCCUUGGUCCCCUCAUCGUUUUUCGAACGAGAACUUUUUCAAGAUAGCUUUUCGUCCGUUUACCAUCGCUCUUAGCCCAGUAGUGAUGUGGGGUACGCUCGUUUAUGGGAUGACGAAUGCUUGGUUGGUUGCAUUAUCUGUAUCCAUCUCUCUUCUCUUCUCCGACCCACAGUUCGGAUAUGGAUUCAAUGCCGGGAUAGUAGGACUGAUUUCAGGAGUCGGACCGUUCAUUGCUGCAUUUAUCGGUAAUUUCCUCUCGGGUCCUCUGAGCGACUGGACGGUGACCUUUAUGGCCCGACGGAAUCAUGGUAUCUACGAACCUGAAUUCCGUCUGCUUGUGAUGAUCCCGAUGUUCAUAGCAACAACAAUUGGUUGGUUUGGAUGGGCAAUUAGUGCACAUCUCGAGCAGCUGUGGAUUGGACCUGAAAUAUUUUACUCCUUAAUCAAUUUUGGACAAGCAGUUGCGUCGAUCGCUGUGGUGUCCUAUGUUGUCGAUGCUCAUCCUAAUUAUGCGCCUGAGGCAUUUGCGGCAAUCAACUGCCUAAAGAACAUCUUCGCGUUCGGUGUGACAUAUUUCGUUACCCCAUGGAUUCUUAACCAAGGCGUUCUCAAAACAUUCUGUGUAAUAGGUGGCAUCAAUGCCUGGGUUUGUCUGAUGACUAUACCAAUGUAUAUUUGGGGGAAGCGAGCACGAAGUUGGGUGCAUCGAACACCUUGGAUGCUUGCAUAA
Molecule: messenger RNA, 1680 nt
Organism: Fomitiporia mediterranea MF3/22
Lineage: Eukaryota; Fungi; Basidiomycota; Agaricomycetes; Hymenochaetales; Hymenochaetaceae
Product: MFS general substrate transporter
Exons: 11
Coding region: 1-1680 (559 amino acids)
Biological process (GO): transmembrane transport
Molecular function (GO): transmembrane transporter activity
Source: RefSeq, a predicted model, not a curated record